Acaulospora morrowiae is the source of this 307-nucleotide messenger RNA. The record is from the annotation of a GenBank genome assembly. NCBI's taxonomy places the organism in Eukaryota, Fungi, Glomeromycota, Glomeromycetes, Diversisporales, Acaulosporaceae.
AAAACCAUUGGAUGUAAUAAAAGAUGUUAAGACACGUUGGAAUUCUACUCUUUAUGCUAUUCAACGUUUAAUGCUAUUGCAGCCAUCUAUCAAUCAUCUUUGUAGUACUCUUUUAAAUAAUGCUUCAACGGAUAUUCGAAAAAAAGGAGAAAAAUUAAAAAAUCAUAUACUUUCAGAAGAAGAGUUUGACCUAUGUAAUGAACUUAUUAUUAUUUUAAGACCAUUUGAUGAAGCAACGGAAAUAUUGGGAGGUUCAAAAUAUCCAACUUUAGGUAUUAUAACUCCAACAAUUGAAGAACUUAAGUAA